GGGGCGGCGCGGGCGGGCCGGCCGGGCUGUGCACCUGCGCCUCGGCGGGCCGUCUGGGGCACCGUCCCGGCCCGCCCGGCCCCGCCAUGGCCCGGCCGCAGAGGACUCCGGCGCGCAGUCCCGAUAGCAUCGUCGAGGUGAAGAGCAAAUUUGACGCCGAGUUCCGACGCUUCGCGCUGCCCCGCGCUUCGGUGAGCGGCUUCCAGGAGUUCUCACGGUUGCUGCGUGCGGUGCACCAGAUCCCGGGGCUGGACGUGCUACUUGGCUAUACCGAUGCUCACGGCGACCUGCUGCCCCUCACCAACGACGACAGCCUGCACCGGGCCCUGGCCAGCGGGCCCCCACCACUGCGCCUACUGGUGCAGAAGCGGGACGCUGACUCCAGCAGCCUGGCUUUUGCCUCCAACUCUCUGCAGCGGCGCAAGAAAGGGCUCCUGCUGCGGCCAGUGGCACCCCUGCGCACUCGACCACCCCUCCUAAUCAGCCUGCCCCAAGAUUUUCGCCAAGUUUCCUCAGUCAUAGAUGUGGACCUACUGCCUGAGACCCAUCGACGGGUGCGGCUGCACAAGCAUGGUUCAGACCGCCCCCUGGGCUUCUACAUCCGAGAUGGCAUGAGUGUGCGUGUGGCUCCCCAGGGCCUGGAGCGGGUUCCAGGGAUUUUCAUCUCCCGCCUGGUACGUGGGGGCCUGGCUGAGAGUACAGGGCUGCUGGCGGUCAGUGAUGAGAUCCUCGAGGUCAAUGGCAUUGAAGUAGCCGGGAAGACCUUGGACCAAGUGACGGACAUGAUGGUUGCUAACAGCCAUAACCUCAUUGUCACUGUCAAGCCUGCCAACCAGCGCAAUAACGUGGUGCGAGGGGCAUCUGGGCGUUUGACAAGUCCUCCCUCUGCUGGGCCUGGGCCUGUUGAGCCUGAUAGUGACGAUGACAGCAGUGACCUGGUCACUGAAAACCGCCAGUCUCCCAGUUCCAAUGGGCUAUCUCAGGGGCCCCCGUGCUGGGACCUGCACCCUAGCUGCCGAUAUCCUGGUGCCCGCAGCUCUCUGCCCUCCCUGGAUGACCAGGAGCAGGUCAGUUCUGGCUGGGGGAGUCGCAUGCGAGGAGAUGGUAGUGGCUUCAGCCUCUGACAGGCGGGAUGCAGCCCCAUGCCACUCCACACUGCUGGGCCAUGGCAGGGACUUCAUAGUGGGGGUUUUUAGCGGGCUCUCAGGGCUCCCUCAGCUUGGGGAAUAUUAAAGGUUUUCUACAAAUACA
This is a messenger RNA of Saimiri boliviensis boliviensis (Bolivian squirrel monkey), 1251 nucleotides long. It is a transcript of the gene PARD6A, whose product is annotated as par-6 family cell polarity regulator alpha. Gene Ontology annotation, biological process: establishment or maintenance of cell polarity; centrosome cycle; regulation of cellular localization. The record is from RefSeq and is a predicted model, not a curated record. NCBI's taxonomy places the organism in Eukaryota, Metazoa, Chordata, Mammalia, Primates, Cebidae. Gene Ontology annotation, cellular component: cell cortex; nucleus; apical plasma membrane. Gene Ontology annotation, molecular function: protein binding.